AUGGACGAUUCAAUAAUAAUAAACAAUGAUGAUGAUAAUGACACAACCGAUCGUUCAGAUGAAAUAGUUACUGAUAUGAUCUCAUUAAUACAUUCGACAACACAUUCAAGUUAUGUUACAUGUUCUCAAUUAUCAUCGAAAUUAAUUUCAUAUUUAUCUCAAAUACGUUUUAAUGAUAAUCAAUGGAAUGAUCUUGAAAAAGCUGUUGAACGUUUUGAUCAAAGUGAUGAUCAUCCAGAUCUUCGUCGUUUUCGACAAUUAAUUGAAACAAUUAGUACCUGUUCCAAUGAUUGCGAAGAACGAAAUUAUACAUUAGGACGAGAUGCCAAUGCACUAUUUGAAAGUAUUUGUCAAUUACAAGAGUUAUUGCAAUCUCAUGUGAAUCUCAAUUGUACUUUACUUUCGAAAGUAAUUCAACAGAAAGAUAUACGAUUACUUUUAGCCGAUCUAAUGAAUUUGACUGGAAUGAAUGUUGGUCAUCAAAUACAUGGUAUUCUAUGUAAUAUAGUACAUCUUUUAUGUCAAAUUGAUCAAAUGUUUUCCAUAUCAAAUGUAAUUGAUCAUCCAAUAGUAUCAAAUUGUAUUCGAAUCAUUCAAACAAGUAUUAAUAAUAUUUGUUCCACAGGUGAAAAUACAAAAUCGACGGUGAUUUCUGCUCUUCGUCUUCUUACAGAUUUACUUCUAACAAAUGAACCAUUUCCGGUGCAUAGUUACGGUCAAUUAUCAAAUUGUGUAUUUUUAAAAAGUAUAUUUGAUUUAAUUGAAAAUAAUGGUGAAGAUGAUGAAUUAGUAUUAACAUUAAUUAAAUUUAUUUUAUCACUUAAUUUACGUUUUGAUUAUCCACAUGAAAAUCCAAUAAUGUUAACAUUAGUAGCUGUUAAUGAACAAAUAUCAUGUAGAGAAUUAAUCGAACGAUUAAUUUUAUUAUUUAAUCGAAGUGUUGAUCCAAUUGAAUGUAAAACGAUGAACUCAGUUAUUAAAUUCUUCAAGGAUCUGUUCGGUGAUGGAGGGACGACAAGUGAUGCACUUUUAUUUGAUUCCGAUCGACGUUUAAUUGUUGAAAUAAUCAGUAGAGAAUUAGCAGAUCGUUCAAUAACAGAUGAAAGAACAACCGAGUAUUUAUUUUUAUUAGAAUUAAUAUUUCGUAGUCGAUCAAUAACUUCUGAAACUUGUACACGUAUUGAUGAUCUUCAAACAAGUUUUCGAGCACAUUUAUAUGCAGAAAAUUGUUUAAAAGAAAAUCGACUUAUUAUUAACGAAAUUCUUCGACAACAUAAUUGGUUAACGACGAAUGACAUGCCAUUUUAUCUUUAA
This is a messenger RNA of Adineta steineri, 1314 nucleotides long. The record is from the annotation of a GenBank genome assembly. Lineage: Eukaryota; Metazoa; Rotifera; Eurotatoria; Adinetida; Adinetidae.